CCACUCUUAGCGCAUCUGCAAACCUCGGAACAGAACGAUGUGAGGUUGCGUGGAUAAUAUAGCAACAAUACUGAUGCAGGUUUUUCAGGAUUUCAUUUGGUGUAAAUUAGACUUACUUUAAAAAGUAAUUGAAUGUACUUUAGUUUCAAAGGGCAAAUGAUCGACCACAGAAAUUUAAAUAUUUGUAAUUAUCAGUCAUCAUCUAUUUAGUUGAAUUAAUUAUAUCAUGGGCGCGUGUAAAUUUGGCAGUUUUUACGCGUGUGCGCACGUAUGUUUAUUCAUUUGGAAACUGCAAGCUGUCCAAUCUCAGCGACAUCCACCAGAGACAAGGCCAGUAAAUAACCAAGUGCCAGGUAUACGACAGACAAUACAAUGGGCGCACAAUGGUAAAGUUUUUAGCCUUCUGAGUCACGGCUCGGAAUAUCGACCACCAAAGCAAAGAGGCGCCAAUAAAGAGCAGGAGAGACCUGUCACCAUCAUUAGCGAUGGGGAAGCCAACAAGCCUUCUGACUCCUCAAGACAGCCUCCCUCAUCUACCCACACAGUGUCCGGUGCAGGAGCGCGCCCGCGCUGGCUACCACCUCAAGUUCCAAGGCCCCCGAGGGGACAGGGGCACCAGCAUCAGGAUGUCCAUCCAAGUGGCCAUGCAGAAACUAAGGCAAAUGGCACGACGAAUGGGACACAGGACAAACCGUCCCCAUCGCCGAGAAGAGAAGACAUGAUGGCAGGGGAUGAUCCUUACAACCCAUACAAGACCUCAGAUUCAGAUAAUCCUUACUACAAUUACUAUGACGUGUACGAGAGUCCCAGGCGCAGAGAGAGACCUGGAUAUGGCACAGGGUACCAUCAGAACGGUCUGCCUGAUCUUGUGCCAGACGCAUACUACAUUCAAGCCUCCGUAUAUGUCCAGAAAGUUCCUAUGUACAACCUCAGAUGUGCAAACGAAGAGAAUUGCUUGUCAAGUUCGGCCUACAGAGCGAGAGACUAUGACACCCGCAUGCUGCUGAGGUUCCCACAACGUGUGAAGAACCAGGGGACAGCUGACUUCCUGCCAAGCAGACCGCGCUUCUCCUGGGAAUGGCACAGUUGUCACCAGCAUUACCACAGCAUGGAUGAGUUCAGCCACUAUGACCUGCUGGAUUCAGGUGGCAGGAGUGUGGCUGAGGGACACAAGGCCAGCUUCUGCCUGGAGGACAGCUCCUGUGACUACGGCUACUACAGACGCUUUGCCUGUACCUCACACACCCAGGGCCUGAGUCCAGGAUGUUAUGAUACCUAUAACGCAGAUAUCGACUGCCAGUGGAUCGAUAUUACAGAUGUGAAACCUGGGAACUACGUCCUGAAGAUCAGUGUGAACCCCAGCUAUCAGGUUCCAGAGUCUGACUACAGCAACAACAUUGUGCGCUGUGAGAUUCGCUAUACUGGCAACUAUGCCUAUGUUUCAGGAUGUCAAAUCUCACACUAUUAAGAGGGGGAAGUCAUUCUCCAAACCACUAAGAAUCAUUCCAUGACAGCCAAGAAAACGUCUUGAACAAAAUAUGGAUAAAGUACACAUGGAUAACUGAAAAUAUGUAAGAAUGGUCAUAGUCUUGUCAAAUUGACAUUAGUUUUUCAGGUGAACAUAAACCAAAACUCAGAGGUUCAUGUUAUGCCUAUGUUAAAUAUGUUUUUGUAAAGCCAUUCUAUAAGUGCAAUAAACUAUUAAUUGAAUUUAAAGUAUAUUACAUUACAAUAGUUUAGACAGGUUUUAAAAGGUGUAAAUCAAAUAAAUGGAAUUUCAGAUGUUAAAAGCUCACAAAUGAGAAAUUAUUUGUUUUUACAUAUCAAUUACACAAUAUUCAGCACCACAUUGUAUGGAAUCCAUCUUCAACUUGCUUGAAGAGCACAGAAUGUAGCGCAUAGUAAAAUACAGAUUUUUCAACCAUG
Coregonus clupeaformis (lake whitefish) is the source of this 1926-nucleotide messenger RNA. RefSeq names its product protein-lysine 6-oxidase. Lineage: Eukaryota; Metazoa; Chordata; Actinopteri; Salmoniformes; Salmonidae. Gene Ontology annotation, biological process: peptidyl-lysine oxidation. Gene Ontology annotation, molecular function: copper ion binding; protein-lysine 6-oxidase activity. The transcript has 7 exons. Bases 227 to 1468 code for a protein of 413 amino acids. The record is from RefSeq and is a predicted model, not a curated record.